Molecule: messenger RNA, 897 nt
Organism: Hyalella azteca
Lineage: Eukaryota; Metazoa; Arthropoda; Malacostraca; Amphipoda; Hyalellidae
Product: pecanex-like protein 2
Exons: 3
Coding region: 154-897 (247 amino acids)
Biological process (GO): endoplasmic reticulum organization
Cellular component (GO): endoplasmic reticulum
Source: RefSeq, a predicted model, not a curated record
CAGGUGAUUUUAAGAUGACUAUCAACAAAGUCAAUUGUAUUAGGGUUUUAGAAGUUUCCAUAAUAUUAGCUUGUGAUUUUGAAGAAAAAUCAUACCAAGCACUUGUAUGUGCACCAAUAUUGAAAUUCUGAGUCAAGUUCUCUGCAAUUGGAAAUGAUGGGAUCACAAAGUGUUGAGAUCCUAAGACAGGGGGUGUGGGCAUCUCUGACUGGCGGAUGGUUUUUUGACCCUGGCAAGUCUAUGUUCUGCAACACUUUCCACCUCUACAUGUGGCUAUAUCUUGCUUGUGCACCAUUUUCUAUUUCUCUGAGCGGUGUUGGAUGGUGGUUGGGUUGGGUUAUGCACCUAACCCUGCUGUUCAUAGUGAGUGCACUCAUCAAGGCCAUGAACUAUGUCUUGCACCAUCUUUUUGACACUGCCCAGUGUCAUGUUGAAGAAGAUUCAUCAAACUCCUCACAAGGGAAUACCAUUGACGGGCCUUUUGCUCCUCACUCAAGCUUUUCUUCUUCACGAAGGUUGUCAUCGGUUGGUCAGCGCCCAUCUAGAGGCCUACGAGAUGACAUUUUCAGCCGGUUCAGGUCUGUGGAAGCUGUCGAGAUGCCUGUGAUGUCAGGCACUGCAGCCUCUGGCAAUAUCCCACACUCAACAUAUGAUGAGUCAUCAGCUAUGUGCGUCAUCCACAACUCAGACUACGUAGCGCCCCUCCCAGCAUCCAGCAGCCACUCACUGCCUUUCAUCUCAACCAGCAACCACAAUAUUGUCUUCACAAAUACAAUUGCCAAUUCUUUAUGCUCGAGUACGACAGGCGUGAUGAGCACUCGGCAGCGCACUUCAAGGCCUUCAGCUGCUGCAAGUUCAGCUGUCAGUGUCCUUCGUCCUGGAAUGAUUAUCAGUUAG